AAAAGACUGAAGGGGGAGACCAGCCUCCUUGAAAAGCGGGCAGAGCUGGACAUCAACGACUCUGUGCUUCAGGAGUGGGUUUCGGAGGUCCAGCAGUGGCCUGAAGCUAUGUCAGGUUCUGAACAAAUAGAGCAGAAACUGAAACGGACAAUCAGAAAAAGCUCAAACCAAGUUUAUUCUACCCACAAGCCUUCUGACUAGGUGGAGUUGCCACCUUGCAUGUCUAAGAUAAACACUCAUCUGUUGUUAGGCAGAAACAUAAUAGGUUCCUCUCACUGGUAUUGUCAUGGCCUGCCUAAGUCUAGAACCCUCACGGGUGUGGAAGUGUGUGUGUAUUAGAUAGGACUGUAGUCAGACGGUUUUCAGGGUGGGCCCCUAUUACCCCCCUCCCAGCAGUGUGUGUAUGGGAUAGGUCUGUAGACAGAUGGUCUUCGGGAUGGGCCCCUGUGGCCCCCCUCCCAGCAGUGUCUUCUCUCUUCAAUGGCUGACCUUUUCUGGAGUUGAGUUCCACAUCCCUCAUUGUCCUGGUUCCUCAGCAGCUGGCCUGCCUUAUCAGGAACUGAAACUAAACUGCUAGCCUUUGCCUCCUUUCUUAGAAAUAUUCAUAUUCAGCAAUAACAUGUUUGAUCAGAAUAUGAACUUUCUGCAAUUCCCCUUGUCUCACUCAGUAACUUUCCAUACCCAAAGUUCCUAUACACCCUUCAUUGACCCCUAACAUAUACAUUACCUGUCAAAAGUUUGAACACACCUGCUCAUUCCAGGGUUUUUCUUUAUUUUUUACUAUUUUCUCAAUUGUAGAAUAAUAGUGAAGACAUCAGAACUAUGAAAUAACAGAUAUGCAGUAACCAAAAAAGUGUUAAACAAAUCUAUUUUAUAUUCUUCAAAGUAGCUACCCUUUGUCUUGAUGACAGCUUUGCACACUCUUGGCAUUCUCUCAACCAGCUUCACCUGGAAUGCUUUUCCAACAGUCUUGAAGGAGUUCCCACAUGCUGAGCACUUGUUGGCUGCUUUUCCUUCACUCAGCGGUCCAACUCACCCAAACCAUCUCAAUUGGGUUGAGCUCGAGUGAUUGUGGAGGCCAGGUCAUCUGAUGCAGCACUCAAACAGGAAUAAGUAUAUUUCAAGGCAGAAUCCAACAGGUAGAAAAGCAAAUGUUUCUCUGUCUCUCAACUUCAUAAUUGCAUUGAUGUCAGUGGAGUCAUGUUUGUAACUUGCCCUAAUGUUUGACCUCCACACUUCAGGAUAGUCAAACAGGGUAGACGGGGCAUCUCCAGAAGAAGACUGAGGGGCUUUACCUCAGUGUGAAACAGAGGAAACACUACCUCUACCAUUAGACAGGUAAGCCCCAACAACAAUAUGACCUCAAACACCUUUUUUAAUCAAGCAGUGAAACUGAUUUGUGAAAGAAAAUGCAUUAGUCAUACACAUCAGACCAUGUUUAUGAUUUAAAAAAUGUAUCCAUGACCUAUGUUAUUAAUUGAUCUCAUGCAAAACAUUUAAUUAAACUGAGAAAUUACAUGACCAUAAACAGCAGAGUAUCUUGUGAGCUACAACUCUGUAUGCUUUGUAUAAUGUUAUAACCGCAUGACAGCAAAUACUUUAGAAAUGAGUUGAUUGCUUUGUACUCUCUUUCUUCGUGCCUCUAUAGUAGUUCUGUAACUUAUAGUCAUGUAAUAUAUCUGAAUUUACAGUCCUUCUAAUCACCCCUUUUUAUUCAGACGGCAACAAAAAGGAGACAUCAGAUUCAGAGAAAAAUUGUUGAGGACAAAGCGGCCUUGACAGCUGCCAUUGUUCAACUUCACCAACAGCAAGGCAGAGUUUAGGCUCCCCACAGUGGACGAGCUGCUCAAUACUGACAGCUUUGUGUGGCCAUGGGAGAGACUUGGCACCAGUAAAUAUAUGAUUGCAGAACGUAUCUAUUGGGAUUGAAUGUUUACCUUCAGCGUAGGCUGCAAUCAUUGCUGCUGUUCUGUUAUAAACCUCUGUGAGUUUACAUCACACAGGCAACAGCCAUCUUGUCAUCAAAAAAGGCAAUCUUGGACAGACUGAUGUUGGUGAACAGACUACAGGAGGAAGAGUGGAUCCUGGUGAAGGAGAUGAAGAGGCACUGGGGGGAGCCUACAAAGAGCAGCAGGAACACAGGAGGCAAUUCAGUGGAGUUGUCAGAGGGAGAAAGGAAUGGCCUUCUCUGCCACCUGAAGAGAAGAUUGAGUGAACUGACACAAGACCAAGUCAACAUCAGGAACACCUACAACGAGCUGAUUCUGGGAGGAGGGGAUUUUUUUGAUGACUCUGAUGAAGACAAGAACUCAGAUGAAGAUAGAAGUCCUAUUGCUGAGAGAUCAGAUGACUCCUACUAUGCUUUCUGAAAUCAUACAACACCCCUGCCUCUUCCUCUUGGUCUCGCUGUCUCCCGCAGGAGAGGGAGAAGGCCGCCACCCCCUCCCUUGGGACUAGCCUGGUCUCCUGACGUUGACCCCUGACCGACUCACCUUCUGAACCCAUCCAAGGAAAUGUAAUUUGCCCGAUGACGCGCUAGUGGAGAAGGGAUGUGUCUUUUUCAGCGCAUUUGUUGCCAUGUUUCUUCCUCUCACCUCUCCUGUGUUUCUUCCUCUCACCUCUCCUCUGUUUCUUCCUCUCGCCUCUCCUCUGUUUCUUCCUCUCGCCUCUCCUCUGUUUCUUCCUCUCGCCUCUCCUCUGUUUCUUCCCCUCACCUCUCCUCUGUUUCUUCCUCUCGCCUCUCCUCUAUUUCUUCCUCUCGCCUCUCCUCUGUUUCUUCCUCUCGCCUCUCCUCUGUUUCUUCCCCUCACCUCUCCUCUGUUUCUUCCUCUCGCCUCUCCUGUUUCUUCCUCUCACCUCUCCUGUGUUUCUUCCUCUCACCUCUCCUCUGUUUCUUCCUCUCGCCUCUCCUCUGUUUCUUCCUCUCGCCUCUCCUCUGUUUCUUCCUCUCGCCUCUCCUCUGUUUCUUCCCCUCACCUCUCCUGUGUUUCUUCCUCUCACCUCUCCUGUGUUUCUUCCCCUCACCUCUCCUGUGUUUCUUCCUCUCACCUCUCCUCUGUUUCUUCCCCUCAUCUCUCCUGUGUUUCUUCCUCUCACCUCUCCUGUGUUUCAUCCUCUCACCUCUCCUGUGUUUCUUCCUCUCAUCUCUCCUGUGUUUCUUCCUCUCACCUUUCCUGUGUUUCUUCCUCUCACCUCUCCUGUGUUUCUUCCUCUCACCUCUCCUGUGUUUCUUCCUCUCACCUCUCCUGUGUUUCUUCCUCUCACCUCUCCUGUGUUUCUUCCCCUCCUCACCUCUCCUGUGUUUCUUCCUCUCACCUCUCCUGUGUUUCUUCCCCUCACCUCUCCUGUGUUUCUUCCUCUUACCUCUCCUGUGUUUCUUCCCCUCACCUCUCCUGUGUUUCUUCCUCUCACCUCUCCUGUGUUUCUUCCUCUCACCUCUCCUGUGUUUCUUCCUCUCACCUCUCCUGUGUUUCUUCCUCUCACCUCUCCUGUGUUUCUUCCCCUCACCUCUCCUGUGUUUCUUCCCCUCACCUCUCCUGUGUUUCUUCCUCUCACCUCUCCUGUGUUUCUUCCGGUCACCUCUCCUGUGUUUCUUCCUCUCACCUCUCCUCUGUUUCUUCCCCUCACCUCUCCUGUGUUUCUUCCCCUCACCUCUCCUGUGUUUCUUCCGGUCCUAGGCUAUGGCGAAGUCAUCAGCAACUCAGACUGUUGCUUGAAGACCUCUUUACCGAGGAAUGUGUUUUGUUCUUCAUGAUUGUUUUUUGUUGUAUUUUCUUCAAGUAUUGUCUAUGAUGUCAUGAUUGGGAUUUUCUUUUGUUUGUUGUGAGUUGCGAAAGAGUCCUUGGUCUCAAUGGGACUGCUAAAAUAAAUAAAUAAAGCUCU
Messenger RNA from Oncorhynchus nerka (sockeye salmon), 3882 nucleotides. RefSeq lists its product as uncharacterized. The transcript is spliced from 2 exons. Lineage: Eukaryota; Metazoa; Chordata; Actinopteri; Salmoniformes; Salmonidae. Bases 2550 to 3677 code for a protein of 375 amino acids. The record is from RefSeq and is a predicted model, not a curated record.